GAGCCAACGGAAGCGAGCGGGAGGGAGAGGAGGGAAAAUGGCCGCCAGGGAGGCAGUCAGGAGCGGGGUUGGGUUUGACAAAGCCCCGCCGGGAAGGAUUUAGUUGUUACCUCACGGGGCUUGUUCUCUCUCCUCCCCCCCCCCAUUAAAACAUGAUUAAAACGGAGAAAACGCUGCACCUGAGGAGCUGCAAGGGCAAGUCUGUCCGCGUUGUGAGGGAACAUUACCUGAGGGACUCGGUGCCCUGUCACAGCUCCCUGUGCCAGGCGCAGUGCCACAAUGAGGGUAAGUUGCUGCCUGAAGAUGUGACUCAUUUUGUGAUACCUGACUGGAAGGUGGUGCAGGAUUAUCUCGAGAUACUGGAGUUUCCAGAACUGCGAGGAAUUGUCUUCAUGCAGACGGCAUGCCAGGCUGUACAGCAUCAAAAGGGACGCAGACAGUACAAGAAGCUGAGGAACUUGCUGAAGGAUGCUCGCCACGACUGCGUUAUGUUCUUCAACGAAUUCCAACAGUACUCGUACAUGCCAAGGGAGCAGGGAGAGCCUCUGGAAAGAUGGUACACCAGGUGCAUUUACUACGCUACAGUCUGGUAUUACAACCAUUUUGCAGGCCUGAUGCCAGUUGUCAUGGUAACAGAAGACAUGGAAGCCAUUCAGAAGUAUGGGAAUGAAACGGAUGGUGUGUUUGUUGUAUCCUUUAAGAAUUAUUUGGAGAACUUUUGGCCUGACCUGGAAUCUAUACAUGAACUGUAUGAAUCCUUAGUUCAGUCUCGGAAAGAAAGGGAGAGCGAAAGUCAGGAAAAGAAUGGAAAAGAAUAUCCAGAACAUCUCCCUCUGGAAAUACUCGAAGCUGGAAUCAAAUCUGGAAGAUACAUCCAGGGUGUUCUGAACGUCAACAAGCACAGAUCCCAGUUGGAAGCCUUUGUUCGCAUCCAGGGACUGAAUAAUAAAAAUUCAGAGCUGCAGAGUGACCUGCUGGUCUACGGCACGAAGGCUCGGAAUCGAGCUGCCCAUGGGGACGUGGUGGCUGUGGAGCUGCUGCCACGCAGCGAGUGGACGGGGAGAGUGUCCGUACUGUGUGAGAAGGAGUCUGAAGAGAAGGCCUCAGAAGAGACUGAGGUCGAACCAAUGCCCACAGGUAAAGUCAUUGGAAUUAUUCAGAGGAACUGGCGCGAUUACGUCGUGUCUUUCCCACCCAAAGACGACGUACAGUCCCAGGGUAAAAAUGUUCGGAAGAUCCUGGUAACACCUUGGGAUUACAGAAUUCCUAAAAUAAGGAUCGCCACACAGCAAGCUGAAUCCCUUCAGGAUUACCGGGUAGUUGUGCGCAUCGAUUCCUGGGAUUCCACCUCGCUUUACCCCAACGGACACUUUGUCAGAGUUCUCGGGAAAGCCGGAGACCUGGAGACGGAAAUCGCGGCCAUUCUUGUAGAAAACAGCAUCUCAAUCAGCCCGUUCUCCGAAGCCCAGCUACGGGAAAUGCCCGUCAAUACCCCAGAGAAUCCCUGGAAAAUGGACACAGAGGAGCAGGCCCGCCGUGUGGAUCUGCGGAAAACUCACCUGAUCUUCAGCAUUGACCCGAAGGACUGCGAGGAUGUGGAUGACGCGCUCUCCGUCCGAAGAUUAGCCAAUGGGAAUCUGGAGCUGGGCGUCCAUAUCGCAGAUGUCUCCCAUUUUGUCAAACUCAACUCGCAUGCAGAUCUGGAGGCAAGAUCGAGGGCAACCACUUGUUAUCUAGCUGAUCGACGCUAUUACAUGUUGCCAGCGAUCCUAAGUGCUGAUCUGUGCUCUUUACUUGGAGAAACUGACAGGUACGCAGUGAGUGUCUUGUGGGAACUGGACAAAGGCAAAUAUGAAGUCCUCAAGGUCUGGUUUGGCCGCACGAUUAUCAGGUCAGCGUACAAGUUGCAAUAUGAGGCAGCACAGGCUUUGCUGGACAGGUACCUCAAGGUGGCAGAGGACAUCCCCGAGCUCAAAGGGACGGAUGUGAAGGAGAGACAGCGCAAAUUGAACGAGCUGACGUGGGCCGUGGAGAAGCUGACUGAAAUCGCCCGGCAGUUGCGGGCCAAACGUGACCUGGGAGGUGCCCUGGAGCUUGAAACGAUUGAGGUGCGGGUGCAGCUGGACGAGAAGAAGAACAUCGACGACCUGGUCCCCAAACAGCCGCUGGAGGUGCACGAGACGGUGGCCGAGUGCAUGAUCAUGGCCAACCACUGGGUGGCCAAGAAGAUAACCGAGAGCUUCCCUCACCAGGCUUUGCUGCGUCGACACCCUUCGCCACAGCAGGAGUUCUUCACUGCGCUGGUUGAGUGCGCAAAGGCAAAAGGAUUCAAAAUAGACACAAGGUCGAACAAAGCUCUGGCUGAUUCCCUGGACAAAGCGGAGGAUGUGAAUGACCCUUUGGUUAACAGAGUGCUGCGAUCUAUGGCCACACAAGCAAUGUCGAAUGCCCUCUACUUUUCUACUGGCUCCUACUCGCAGGAAGAGUUUUAUCAUUAUGGUCUUGCCUUAGAAAAAUACACUCACUUCACUUCCCCAAUCAGGAGAUAUGCAGACAUAGUGGUACAUAGACUACUGAUGUCAGCGAUAUCAAAGGAUAAGAAGUUGGAACAAGAAGAACCAUUGCUCAGCAACAAGGAUUUGGAGGAGUUAUGUCAACAUAUCAACAACAGGAAUAAGGCUGCUCAUUGUGCACAGAAGCAGUCCGUAGAACUUUUCCAAUGUAUGUACUUCAAGGAUAAAGACCCGUUUACCAAUGACCAAUGUACAGCGGAUGGAAUCAUAUAUUCUAUACGAGCAAAUGGUGUUCUGGUGUAUGUAGCAAGGUAUGGGAUAAAAGGCGCAGUGUACCUGAAGAACAAAGAGGGCCAUGUAAUUUCUGCAAAGACUGAUGGAACGUGUGAAUGGAAGCCUGGCUCGCUCAGGCGCCUUCGAGACAAAGUUAUCUGCACUACAGCUGGAGGAGGAUCUAUGACCUUCACUCUAUUUGAGCAUGUCACUGUAAGAAUAUCUGUAAUAUCAUCCCGAUCCCAUCCUGACAGCAUCAAACUGGACAUCAUCAGCAACCAGCCCCACAAGACACAACAGACAGAACCACUGCAUGGAACAGCAGCCACUUCAAAAGCAGACUUAGUGCAGGAUGUAAUCAGAUCUGCUGAAGAGGCACAACUUGCUCAAGAACAUGCCCGGAGUAUAACCAUCAGAGAUGAAGACCGAGAAUACUGCCAGACCCAAGGGAACAGCCUGUACUCACUGCUGGAAGAAAUCAGGGAAUUAGCACUUUUGGAUGUUAAAGCUGUAUGAGUGAUAUGGUUGUUUUUAAAGUUCCUUUUAAUUGGUAAAAUACUGUGAUUUAAUGUAAAUGAUGUGGAAUUGCACCACUUGUGACAGCAGCUGUGAAAGAACAUACAUAGAAUUGGAGGCUUUUUUUCUAAUUCCCCUCAAUGUUAGUUGAGCAUUUUAGAAGUAAAGAAAAUGGGAUUUUAGAGCUUUUAUUUAGACCAAAUGAAAUGUUGGUUAAUGAGGCUGGUGUGUGCCAGUUGCACUGAUGUAGAAAUUCACAAUUGGUGAACUGAUUUGAGUUUAAUGUAAAUAUUUUUUAUUCAGAAGCAUUUAACUACAAAAA
Callorhinchus milii (elephant shark) is the source of this 3624-nucleotide messenger RNA. RefSeq names its product DIS3 like exosome 3'-5' exoribonuclease (gene dis3l). Gene Ontology annotation, biological process: rRNA catabolic process. Gene Ontology annotation, molecular function: RNA binding; 3'-5'-RNA exonuclease activity. The record is from RefSeq and is a predicted model, not a curated record. The transcript has 17 exons. Lineage: Eukaryota; Metazoa; Chordata; Chondrichthyes; Chimaeriformes; Callorhinchidae. Gene Ontology annotation, cellular component: cytoplasmic exosome (RNase complex). The coding region runs from base 153 to 3302 and encodes 1049 amino acids.